AUGAAUAGAGCUGUCACGUACGAUGAAAAAAUCCACUGUAUCGCAGACUUGGAAAAAGCUGCAAAUGAAAUUCUCACUCCAAUGGCUCGUGAUUUCAUUAGUGGAGGGUCAAUGGACCUCCAAACGUUAGGCGAAAACAAAGCGACGUAUGACAGAUACAAGCUUCGGCCUCGAGUAAUGGUUGAUGUGACCUCGGUAGAUACAACUACCACAUCUUUGGGCUCAACUGUAGCUUUUCCGCUUGGUAUUUCACCUUCCGCAAACCAUGGUAUGGCACAUCCCGACGCCGAGUUAGGAACUUCAAGGGCUGCCGCCAAGAAGGGAGUGAACAUGAUUCUUUCAAGCUGGACCAACUCUUCGCCUAAGGAUGUUGCUAAGCAAGGGGAGAAUUCUGGUAUAGCUUAUGCUCACCAGUUGAGUGUGGUAAUGGAUGAGCCAACAAAUAUGUCGAUAAUCAAGAAUGCUGAGGAAUGUGGCUACAAAGCACUUUUUAUCAGUGUGGAUUGCCCUUGGCUCGGGAGACGUUUGAAUGAAAUGAGAAACUCAUUUACCGUUCCUCUGCAUCUCAAAUAUCCAUGCUACCCAUGGAUUGAUAGUACUAAUAUGGUCAGCGACGAUAUAAGAACUCAAUAUGAUGCUUCACUCACUUGGGAUUAUAUUCGGCAGCUUAAGAAGAAGACAAACAUGCAAAUUUGGCUCAAAGGAAUCCUCACUGCUGAAGACGCAGCAUUGGCGGUUGACGCUGGAGCAGACGGCAUUCUCGUUUCUAACCAUGGAGGAAGACAGCUUGAUGGAGCCAUGUCAACCUUGGAAGCUUUGCCGGAGAUUGUUGAGGCAGUUAAGGGAAGGAUUCCCGUGCAUAUUGAUGGCGGUAUUCGCCGUGGAAGCGAUAUUUUCAAGGCUCUUGCAUUGGGAGCUGACUACUGUUGGAUUGGUCGGAUUGCACUCUGGGGCUUGGCCUACAAUGGAGAGAAGGGAGUCUCGUUAGCCCUUAACAUCCUUCAUGAUGAGUUCCGCCUUGUUAUGGCACUAAUGGGAUGUAAGUCGGUAAGCGAUAUAAAGCCCGAGCAUUUGGCCAGGUUGGGAGCCGAUGGAAGAUUGACUAAAUUGACUAGUAAGUCUCCAGCGAAGCUUUGA
Messenger RNA from Meyerozyma guilliermondii ATCC 6260, 1137 nucleotides. RefSeq names its product alpha-hydroxy acid oxidase. The transcript has a single exon. Bases 1 to 1137 code for a protein of 378 amino acids. The record is from RefSeq and is a predicted model, not a curated record. NCBI's taxonomy places the organism in Eukaryota, Fungi, Ascomycota, Pichiomycetes, Serinales, Debaryomycetaceae. Gene Ontology annotation, molecular function: oxidoreductase activity; FMN binding.